AUGCGACGACUGUCGUUGACGGCAAUGCCAUCACGCCGACAUAAAUCGCGUGCAAGUCUUAAUUCAACAGCUGAUAAAUCUGCAAACAAUCUUCGCUCAACAUUUGGUAACUUUGGCAUGUAUUCGUCAUCCGUGGCCACGUCAGCGUCUUCGGAGUCGCUCACAUCGUUAUCGACCGCUUCCAGCUCAUAUGGCGGUCUUAUGGAAGAUUUUGACGACAAAGGGGGGGAAUAUGAGGAUGAACAGUGCUACGAACAAGGAUGGGUGUAUUGGAAGCAGCGUGACGAUUGCUGGCUUAAAAUAUUGCAGUUGCAGGCGCUCACACAACAGACAUUGGCGGUUUUGUCGCCUGUGGUCCCGCUGGCGAAAGCAUGGAGCUUUUUGCCUAUGAACGCAAGCGUACACAGCAAUGGAUAG
Molecule: messenger RNA, 417 nt
Organism: Plasmopara halstedii
Lineage: Eukaryota; Oomycota; Peronosporomycetes; Peronosporales; Peronosporaceae
Exons: 2
Coding region: 1-417 (138 amino acids)
Source: RefSeq, a predicted model, not a curated record